Molecule: messenger RNA, 8560 nt
Organism: Wyeomyia smithii (pitcher-plant mosquito)
Lineage: Eukaryota; Metazoa; Arthropoda; Insecta; Diptera; Culicidae
Gene: Ubr3
Product: E3 ubiquitin-protein ligase Ubr3
Exons: 12
Coding region: 1242-7514 (2090 amino acids)
Biological process (GO): protein ubiquitination; ubiquitin-dependent protein catabolic process via the N-end rule pathway
Cellular component (GO): ubiquitin ligase complex; cytoplasm
Molecular function (GO): zinc ion binding; ubiquitin protein ligase activity
Source: RefSeq, a predicted model, not a curated record
ACGGAACCGUCAUCUCGUCCGCGCGUUCAAUUGCAGUUCAAUUUACUUCAAAGUUCAGAGCAGUUUGAGACUUCAAUCGAGAUGUUUCGUUUUUCUAUUAGUAAUGUCGGUCGUGUUUAUUCGUGAGUUUUUGCGUGUAUCAUAGCAAAGUGAAUCGAACUACAGGAAGUACAGUGUAGCAGAAAUAUUUUUUCUACUCUCAAAAAGUACUAGCAUACGUUCAAGUGCAGCCGUGGUGUUUUUUCGCGUGUUCCACCGAUUGCAAGAAUCUUGCCUAAUUGGUGCGGUUCUCGAAAACAGUUCAGCUGAAAAUUUGUUCUAGUGGUCUGUUGCUUGUUUUUGCACUGGCUGAGUGAAAUCUCGAAUCAUGUCAAAUAUUCCUUUAUUCAGAUGGGAGCCAUAUUUUUUUUUUGAAUUACAUCUUAUUUUUUCUCGUGAGUUAAAACCAAAAAUGCCAGAGUGUGAAGAAAUGUUGCUCCCUUUCUUUCGCACCCAUUGAGUAACCCAAGUUCAUCGUGCCGAAGAACCGCAUCCGUCGAUAGGUGUAGUAUUGCGGAGCAAAAGCAAGAAUCUGGUUAAAAAAGAAAUCCGAAGUAGAGUGUGCUUUUUGUUCUACUGUCCGUUGUUGACCGAAGAAGAAGAUCGAGAAGUGCCGUGGUUGCAUGUGCGUGUGUAUGCGCACUUACCGUGCAUAUAGAACGGCUUCAAUGUGUGUUGGGCAUUAUAUUCGGCUGCAAGGAUGGAGAGAAAAGUUGGUGUAUAAAAAUACCGUCAGUGUGCGGUGUUGUGUACGGAAUCCGAAACACCACGCGUAUUGGCAAAAAAUAUAGAAAAGGAAAUAAUUUUAAAAACAAUAGAUUUCGUUCUAACACGUCAACAACAAUUGAGAUUAUGCAGAUCGAAUCAUGAGUGGUUUGAAUUAAGAAGAUACCCUAGUUGGAAGAAGAAGCUAAGUAGUAACACUCUACUGCUCGAAGUUUUUCCUCACGUUGUACGAAAUUAAAAGCAAUAGAAAAUGUUGCCGUCUAACGUCAGUGUGUGUGUGUUGUGAAAGUGUCUAAAUGAAAAAUCAAAGUGUUUAGAUAAGUUUCCAAUUGAAAAAGGAAAAAAGGUUUCGUUCUAACCAACGGAAAUCAUAUGUAGCUCAGUGAGUGGGGCCUCUACACUGGUGCAGCACGUUUGUGCAAGUGAAAAGUUGCCUUGGAUGUUUAUAGAGCGUUUUCGGUUGUGACACACGACAAAUGGAAAAGAAAACAGAAUUUUACGUUCCCCCGUCACCGUCAUCAUCGGCUUCGUCGACCAGUGGCGGUGGGGACAGCAGAAUGCCGCCCUCCGGUAAUAUGAGCAGCUCGAGCGGUGACAGCCGCCAGUUAGCGUGUGCUCACAUUCACCAUGAAUUGGCAGAAACAGGGCAUUCGGAAAGUUUGAAUCUCCUGCUGGACGAUUUGCUCUCCCCGGAGCGGCUAAUUUGUGAUGGAGAUAGCAUCGUUUGGUGCAAAUGGCUGAUUGCUGGCGGUCGAACGCCGGAAGAGUUCGCUUCAAUAGUGCGUGGCUACGACAACCAUGCCAAGUGCGGUCUGGUGUGGAUUCCGCAUGUGGUCGCCUACCGAUGUCGGACUUGUGGAAUUUCGCCCUGCAUGUCCAUCUGCCGGGAUUGCUUCAAGCGAGGCAACCACACCGAUCACGAUUUCAACAUGUUCCUUUCGUUGGCUGGUGGGGCUUGCGACUGUGGUGAUACUUCGGUAAUGAAAGCCGAAGGCUUCUGUAGCGAUCACGGGAUUAACAACCGGCAGCACAAGGCACCGGUGCCGGAUGAUCUGAUGGUGGUAGCGGAAGCCAUGAUGCCCCGGCUACUAUUGCGGUUAUUACUACACUUCCGCAAUCACAGUGCUAAAAUACACAACUCUGCUGUAUAUAGCCGGACGGCAAAAUACUGCGACGACUACUGCAGUAUGCUGAUGGAGUUCAACAACAUGGGUGAACUGAUGCGGAAGGUAAUGACCAAAGCGUUGAUUGACGAGGAUACCUAUCGGAAGCUGGUUGAUCCACCUUUUGCCUUCAAUCAGUACGGAAAUCUUUUGGAACACAGUAAGCGCAAGUAUGAAGAUGCAGUACGAUUGUUUCCCUCGCCGGAGCCUCCUGACGAAUAUCGUCAUUUGCCGGCGCUUGGUGAAACCAUUGUUCACAAGACUCUGCUGGAGGAAUUUAUUUUCUGGACAUUCAAGUACGAGUUUCCACAAAACAUUGUUUGCUUUCUGCUAAACAUGCUUCCAGACCAAGAUUAUAAGGAACAUCUUACGCGAACCUUUGUGAUGCAUUACUGUCGAAUCCCGAGUGUGUUGGAAAUGUCCAACGAUCCGGAUACGCUUAGCAAUCGGGUUGUACAUAUGAGUGUUCAGCUUUUCUCCAACGAAAGCCUUGCCCUGAAGAUGGUCGAAGAGCUUAGCCUUCUACACGUAAUGAUCAUCAGUAUGCGACAGAUGAUGUCGAAAAUUUUAACACCCAACACAUUGCACGAUCCCGACAAAAAUUUUCACUAUGUUGUUGACUGUGCCAAACGUGUAAUGAAGGACCACUGCUACUGGCCACUGGCAUCCGAUUUCAACAACGUUCUGUCACACGAAUCGGUCGCCUUGGUGUUUCUCAAAGACGAUAAUCUGAUUGAUAUGUGGUUUCAGUUUCUGUCGAUGCUACAAGGUAUGAACGUAAACAUCCGCGAAACGGGCAGCCACGUAGAGAUCGAACCAAACCUGUACACAGCCGCCUUCAGCUGCGAGUUGGAAGCCAGCGCCUAUCCGAUGUGGUCAAUUAUUUCGCACCUUAAGGAUCCAUCGCAUGCCCCACUGGCGAAAAAGUUUAUGCUAUUCUGUGUAAACUACCUGCAGGAUUGGCUGGACGCGGUCAAUUUCUACCUGCACCCAAAGUUUGACAAGGACGAACUGUACCGGGCAUCGUUUCAUUUUCCACUUCAUCGCUACCUUGCAGCGUUUAUUUGUCAGGGUGUGAAACGAAUGGGAAUGUCGCUCAGUGAUAUUCUCCCGUCUGCAGAUCUGCUACCAAUGCUGAUGAUGCAUCCCCUUCGAGUACAGAGUCUGUUCUACGAGAUCCUGUCCGGUAUCUGGGUACGCAACGGGCUCCAGAUGAAGGGCCAAGCCAUGACAUACCUGCAGGCUAACUUCUGCAACUCGAUGGUCGAUAUGGAUCUGUUUUUCCUGCAAAUCUGUGCAACCCAGCUGCCGGCGAACUUGUUCCUGACGGAUUGCAUUUCGAUUUUUGGUGUGUCCGAGUGGAUCGGUAUGGGGGUACUCAGUGCACCCCAGGAAAUGGGUCAGGAUUCGAUGCUGGAAGGCUUGCUGACAUUCCUGGCGACACUGAUCACGUCGCGCGUCAAUCUCGGUAACGAUGAGAAAACCCAGUGCAUCAUCGAGAUCAGUGCUCUGUUGGCAACCGGCGAUAAAACCCACAGUCAGCUGCUGGAACUGAUGCCGGAACGGAGUUUGAAUGCUCACACCCGAAAUUUUGAAAUAUUUUUGAAAGAGCUCUCGGUAUAUCGGCCGCCACCAGUGGGAUCGGAAAAUUUAGAACAGGGUUUGUUUAUGCCUGUACAAGAGGUUUGGGAGCGAUACUACGACCCGCUACAUGUUUUGCUUAGGGCCGUGCAUCGGCGAGAUUUUCAAAACUCAAUGGAUCGUUUCGGAGGGUAUGUUAAAGGAGUGGGUAAGAUGCCAAAAAGCAGAAGUUUGUGGCCGCCGUUCCGGCUGCCGAGUUCGUGUGGGAAAGUUUACAGCGAUCCGGCAAGCGUGUUAAGCUCUAGAGUACUACACGCAAUGUUACUAGCAAUCUUAUACAGAGCUGUUCAUACGCUAAGUGUUUCCGAGCAUAUGUUGGCGUUAGCAGUUUUUCUAUUGGAAAUGGCUGUAUGUAACUGUGAAACGAAUCGCGACAGCGGAAGCGAGCUCGAGUGUCGCGGAUCGAGUACCGGCAGUAGAAGAAGAGUUUCAGAAGAAAAUAGAGAACCAGUUCCGGAGCUAUUAAACUGCUAUCCUAGUAAUUGUUUGGUUGAGAAUCUAAAGAUGACUAUUCAAAGGAUAUCUUUGAUACCGGGUGAACCGCAAGUUCUGCCGGCCAAUUAUCAGAACCAGAGUACGGGUACUCCUACGUUCGAUAGUGACGUAGAAUGGGAACUCUCUGAAAGUGAAACUCUGCCGAUGCUGGUUGGAAGCGUAGAUAACGAGUAUGAGCAGCAUCUGACCAGUGGCGGGGAGGUUGCCAUACCACAGGAUUUAUCGGUGGUUCGAGGGAACUCUAUUGCUAGAAGAAUGGAUGAUGACGACGACGAGGAUAUGGAACGAAUGCUGGUGGACGAUAGUAUCCCGUCGCUUCCAACGACUCAACGACCAGCAUUAACGCUUGCGGAGUAUCAUAACAAUAAUAAUGAUAGCAUUAGUGAAGCUUCAAUCGGUGGUAGGCUUCCACUACCUGCGCCAGCCUCGCCUGGUAGCGACGGUAGUACUGUGGUAAUCCCCCGCGUUACCAGUGAAAUAUACAACGAGAGUAGCAUGGAACUGGUAAUCCGCCACGAUUUUCCUUUAGUUCCCACUCAGAACUUGGCUGUGAAUGAGACCACGCGCACGACCACACCGGACAUGACAAUGUUCUCGUCUUCGGUACCGAUCAACGCCGGUCUUAUGCUUCCUUUUAAUCGUGUUCAACCGGUUGCAGUUCCUAGAAGACCUCAGUUGCCAGCGCCUGCUGCUAAUACGACAACGACGGUGGCCAAUGCUGCUAGUGCCAACUCUACUACCGCUGGAGGUGCCAACUACCAGUUGGUACAUCAAACGCCUGGCCGUCUACGGCAUAAACGUCGCAACAUCGACGCUCUAGGCGAAACCGCACACGAACCGGAUACCGUGCGGAUCGAGGAGAGCAUACUUUCAUUGCUGCUCAAGCUGCACACUCAGUUGAGUGGUGCUUUGGACAGUUUCUCGCUAGAAGACGAUGACGAUGCAGCAGAAUCGGACAAUGUAGUCAUGGAUCAUGAUGACGAAUCUAGCUCUUCUAGUCAGCAGCAACAGACACAAAAACGUAUCAAGGUGUCGGAGUCUAGAAUAGGCGAUGGACCGUUUUUCAUUGGAAAUUUGCUGCGGAGAAUUGCUCGCUUGGAUGAGAGUUGCGCUAGACGGAUUGAUGAGAUCCGACAUGCCCUGUGGCCAAACCAAAGAGAACGCCAAGCAGAGCAAAAAGCUCGGGAGGCUAAAGAACGAGAAGAACGCAGCAAGCGGGCAAAGGAACGGCAGAAAAAGCUGAUGGAAGAGUUUGCCAGCAGACAAAAAGCGUUCAUGGAACAGGCAGCUGCGUCGAAAAUGGAUUGUUUUGAAGGAGACGAAGAUGAUGAAGAGGAAAUGAUUGAAAUGCCACGAGAGAAAGAGUAUGACUGCAUUAUCUGCAAUACAACCGAGCCUAGUACGGAGUCCAAGCCGAUUGGGCUGGUGGUUUUAGUAGAAUCCAGUAGCAUCGUUGGACAUCGGCGAAAAGAGCAUGAUAGGUGCCCUCUACCGAUAAAUGACGAUGACAAAAUUAGACUAGAACGAAACGUCAAAAUGUCGUCAGAAUUCAACAAACGAAUAGAUUUCCUGAAAAGAAAUUUUGCAAUGUGGGCUUGGUUUCAGGCGGAUAACAUUGGUUGGGAAGGCGGGGUUCAUGUUCAGUCUUGUGGCCACCAUGUACACCUAGCAUGUCAAGAUUUGUAUCUCAAAUCUCUGCACACUUCGCCACGACCACAAAAUCUGGACGUUGAGCGAGGUGAAUUCUUCUGUCCAUAUUGCGGUCAACUAGCUAACUCAGUGUUACCAUUGACCCCAUCGUUAGAAAGACCUAUUAUCACGCCUCGCGCUGCCUCGCCCCCACCGUUCAUAACUCUAGUCAACGAAGUGAAGAAUCUAAUGAAAGACAACAAACUACCGCUGACGACCAACAAAUUCGUUGAAGCAAUGGAAAAUAUGAUCAGCUGUACACAACGAAAUAUAAAACGGCAUAUUGACAUCCCCCAAACAACUUUUGUGAUCUCGAUCGCUCGUAUCAAUCUAGAAUCGGAGGUGAUUCAACGAGGAGGAACUCUUUGUUCCCAGAAAGACUUACGCUACAAACCGAAGCGGGAUUGUAUCGUUCCACUACUUCAUGUUCUAUCGUUGCAUCUUCGACGACGAAUGAACGACGAUUCACCAAACCGUUCCCUACUGGAUGAUAUUCUACCUGCUUGGCGGGUAUGGAUGAUGCUGAGCGGAGUUGAUCUUGGAUGUUUGUUGUUGGCACCCGGUGAAAACGAAGUUGAAGGUGAUGCUUUGAACGCUGCUAUCACUGAAGUCACCGGCGGUCUUUCACUCACCAGCGGUGAAUAUGUUCCGGCCUUGUUGAGCGAUCCCUGUGCUUUAAUGCUUAAAUUUAUACUGCUGGCACCUCUAGAUCUGGAGCAAAUGUAUUUCACCUGCAUCGUUAAGGUAGCAUACAAUUUGCUGUACUACGAAAUCGCUCUACAGCUAUGCGCUCAACUAACGGAAGAUGAGUGCGAUCAGCUGCUGGAAAAUUAUACCUCUCACAUUGCGGCACCCGUUAGGCAGAAGGGUGUUCCAAACAUUGGUUCGGCAAUGGCCUUUUUGCUCAGCAAUUUAGACCGUUGUCGAGGUUUACGCUCUUCUACGGAAAAAACAAACGCGACGACCAGUACUCCAAACGGUGACACCCCAAGAUCGAUAUUAGACGUUGAAGCACUGGAGAAAACUCUUCAGCGUCAUUGUUUACCAUUUCUUCGCGUGGCCGCACUACUGAGGCACCACAUUUACCAUUCCGAAAUACCAGAAAUCCCCGGACCGCAGUGGGAGUUCACUCGGCUCGUUUACUAUUUGGAACUAGUCACCGUUAGUAUGGAUUUAGAUAAGUUUAAUGCCAGCAAGGCUCUUUGCUUCCUACCUGGGACGGAGCUGGCGCUGCCCCGGUUUUGGUGUGAUCAGUUGCGUCAGAUGCGACUCCCACAAGAAUCAACGCGGUCACUAGUGGUGACCCAGCAAGUUGAGUGGCAGCAACCCAAGUUACUUCGACUACCACGGGAGUACGAACGAUUAUUUACGUACUACCACGAGCAACCUUGCCUGAAGUGUCAAAAUGUACCAAAAGAAAGUUCUAUCUGUUUGCUGUGUGGGACAAUCGUCUGUUUGAAACAGGCCUGCUGCAAGGAACAGGAGUGUUGUGAGGCUGUGAAGCAUUCUGUUACAUGUGGUGGGGGAACGGGUAUUUUCCUGAUGGUUACAUCAACCUACAUAAUCAUCAUCCGAGGUCGUCGGGCUUGUCUAUGGGGGUCACUGUAUCUGGACGAUUACGAUGAGGAGGAUCGAGAUUUAAAACGCGGGAAACCACUAUACCUGAGUGAAGAUCGUUUCAAUUUGCUUGAAUCUCAAUGGCUGUCCCAUCGGUUCGCCCACACAAAACAUACGUGGGUAUGGCAUCGUGAUUCACUAUAGAAGAAAUAUUUAGGACACAACGGAUGUUUGGCAGAUUACAAUUGGGUGUGCAUGCGUGUAUGUGUAAAUCAAUCCAACGUAUUUGUAAAUCUGGAUAACAAGACUGUGAAGACAGAGGAAAACUUUACGUUUCCUUCAAGAUCAAACCGAAAAGAAUCGACAAGUUUUGGACGUAAUGAACCAAUACGGCUAAAUGAUGUAAAUCAUUUGCACACACUAAGGAGUGUAAUGAAUCUUUCAUGCUUUGUGAUAUUUGUAAUUGUUAUCGUGCGAAAUGCCCUCAUUAGAACAUUAACCAAUUCAAUCUCUUGGAUAAACACUUUCCGACUACAAUUACUGCUAUCAGAUAGGACGAUAGUUUUGACUUGUAUAUUAGCUCAAGUGUUUCUUGUUCCAACGAAACACAGAAACUAGGCUUUCUUUGGUUCAAUGUGUGUUUUGCUUUCAAACAAGAUCGUUUGCUCAAUCGAAAACCGUUUUUAUUGGAAACUAAGAAAAAAUAAAACAAAGAACAUGCCACUUCUCGAAAAUGGCCUUAGAAAGCAGACUUUGUAUAUUGAUUAAAUGAUAGGCAUUAGGUAUUAUACUGCGAAGCAAUGUGAAAUUCUAGGAUUUAACAAAUUGUACCCUUAUUCGUUGAGACAUCUAUCUAAAAUCUAUUUAAACGAUUAGCACCAGAAGUUACUGGCCCGGUCACAGAGGUGAAUUAUGCGAGUGAGACUACAGUAAGCGUUGAUCGUUUUUUGCUCGUUUUCCUAAACAAGAUUAUUACAGUUAGUUAUUCGAUUUGUUAUUUAUGCUUAGAAUUGGCGCACUAGGGCUGUAGAAGAAAUAAAGUUUCUCUUCACGUUCUCGAACAAUAGUCGCAUAGAAAUGUUGAAUCGAACAGCAAUUAUUAGCUGGUGGUGUUCGGGUUGACUACUACAGCAAUUGUAUGACAGCAAAGAAGAAGGACCGCGCGAUUGGCAGAAAUUCGAAACUGUAAAACCAAUAAUUAGUGUACGAAGCAGUUAAUAAAUUACUAAACUAUUACCGCAUUCAAAAAA